GACUGCAGUAAGAGCGCAUAAUCGUCGGCUGUGGGCCCGUUUCCCCGAGUGAUACUCAAAAGGAAUCCUGAGAGGAUCAAGGUGUGCCAAAAAGUUAACACAAUUUUAGCACAAUUUUGGCUGGAGUACUCUGAUCGCCAUGUCGUCCGCGGCGCCUGAAACAAGCAGAGCGCAACAGGCGCCUCGUGUGUCAGCUACUUCAGAGCAAAGCCCUGCUGAUGGUCUCCCUGGGAAGACCAAAGCAUGUAAAGAGUGCAUUCGAAACAAGUCUCGCUGCGACAAGGGACCGUGGCCAUGCAGCCAAUGCGUCAAACGUGGAGUGGCUGACCUGUGCCCGCUUGGUAGCCUGUCCACCAAGCACAGGAAGCGAAAGGUAUCCGAAGUUUCCAGCCAGUCGCUGAAUGGUGCGGACCGACAACGAGCCGAAAGUAUGUCAUCGAGCACUGGGGAAAGCAUCGAUCAUGGGCGUGAGACUAUCAGACGCCAUAAUGUGGACCAUAGUGGGCCAGUACAUGCGGGAAUGUUUUUGUCAGCAUCUGAAGGUCAAAGUGUUCAAGCGGGGCCCAGCCGUCAGCUGCACUCCCCUCAUGCAGUCGACCACCCCCCAACACAAGUUCAUAACAUUCUCACGGGCGAUCAACGCGACGAGGAUGCUCGAAUCGUACCAGAAAGUCGCGCAAAACGAGCCGAACGCCACCAAGCGAAGAAGAGAACACGAGAGCGGGCGCAUUAUGGGUCUCCUUCUCCUCAGCUAGACGCCGGCACCUUGUGUUCAGCGCACCACAGUCGAGCACCGCGUUAUCUUGGUCCGAGUGGACAUAGCUAUUUUCUGGCACAUCAACAGAAUGGAAACGAUGUCAUGGAACAUUUCUCAAGGCAUGCAAGUCCGGAGCCGCUUCCGUUAUCCUUGCCUGCAGACGUCGCUGGCAUCUCUCCCUUGUCCUGCGAAGGCGCCAGCUCUGCGUAUUUGGGCACCAAGGGUUCCGGUGAGCAGGCAACAUAUCCAGGAACGAACGCGACGGCAGAUGCAGAUCGCGCUCGAAGAUUGCAACGGGUAAGACAAGCAAUCCAUCUUGAGCCCGUGCCAAGCGUUCGCCUGCGUUGGAUGCAUUCGGACCUCGUCGAAGAGCUGUCCACCCGUCUCCCACCAUACCGAGAAGCUGCGCGAGCGCUGAGGGUGUACAGAGCCAAUGUCACAUGGAUGUGGAGCGUCAUCUACGAUUGCGACUCAUUCGAGCAAGAUCAUUUUCAAGCUUUCUACCAGCAACAUGACCAUUUAUCGCGAAGCCCAGAUACCGACAGAGCACCUCAAAUCACCAAAGGUGCUGAAACGCAGCACCCGCACGUUCUUUCCGUCAUUUUUAUGGUAUUAUCGCUUGGUACGCUUUUUGACGUUCGCAACUCGCCUGACUCCGAAGGCAAAGCGGAACUCUACUAUCGCUGCGCCUGGCGUGCUCUGUCGCUCUCGAAUUACCAGGAUUCUCAUACUGUCGAGAGCGUGCAGGCGCUUCACCUGAUCGGGCAAUAUCUGUGCAAUCGCAAGUCCGGCAAGAAUGCCGAUUCCUUCUACCCAAUUCUUGUCUCUGCCUGUGGCUUGGCAGUAUCAAUGGGCUUGCAUCGUGACACGAGCGAGUGGCAAGAGGCCGAGGAAGUCGCGCAGGAACGCAGGAAGAUCUUUUGGGAAUUGAUGGCCACCGACGCGUUCAGAAGCCUGGCAUAUGGACGACCGACCAAUCUCAACGUGCUGCAUGCCAGCACGAAUUUCCCUCAACAACAGCUUUCUCGGCCCUCAGCACCACAUCAAGCUGCGGAGGACGAUUUUCACACGCUCAAGUUUCGUGUGGUGCACUGUCUCAACCAGAUUCUGAAUGCUUGCUUCCACCGUUCCGUCUCAUACGACACGGUCUUGCACUACGAUGCCGAGCUACGUGAACUUCAGCGUUCGGUUCCGUCAUCCAUGCGAGCGCGUACUGUGCUAUUUCAGUCGACCCGAACGUCAGAUUUGGAUGCAGCAUCCGAGUCAUUGCGUCACAGCGACGCCAAAGCCCUGAAUGCGAUGCGACAGGAACUGCAAUCACACACACUAGCUGCGAAUAUCGAGCAAGCACUCCUUCACCUCCAUCGCCCCUGGUUCAUUCGCGCUUUACACAGUCGAACUGAUCCACUCUCUUCGCCGUACUCGCAGUCAGUCGCAGCUGUGAUGCAGUCCUCGCAUGCUCUCAUCAGGCUCUGUCGUUCAAUCUUGCAGCGCGUUCCCCGCAUUGUGCGUCGUUGGGUUUUCUUUUUUCAGCACGUCUUCAACUCGGCCAUCUGUCAGGCGUUGCACGUGUGCUUUGCGCCGCGCAGUGUCUCCGCCACGAGCGCUUUCGAAGAUCUCGAGGAUGCUCUGCAGCUCCUUUCGCAAGUCAAGACGGACCUUGACGAGGUUACUUGGGGAAGGCGGCUGGACAUGCUUGAGAAGUUGCGCAUCAAGGCUGAGUUGACUUAUCGCGGAUUGCAGACUGGUGGUGCUUCUGUACAUGCUUCCGCAUCAACAAGCGAAGACACAUCUGUGGAAGAACUUGGCACCUUUGUAGGGGGUACGUCUAGAAUUGCACCACGGACGUCGCGGUCGAACAAUGCCAGCAUUCACUUUCCUUUGAGAGGUUCAGCGUUUCCAACAAGCUCCUCGCACGACGAGGGCGUACAGGACCGACCACCGACUCGAACAGAAUCUCUUGCCCGGCCCAGCCGGGCGCCUACACCCUGUGUGGCUUCGAAUAGCGGGCACUUCGUGCCUCCCGGACCAGUCGGGCCACAGCCUACUGUCGCAAAUGACCCGUUUCCCCCGUACCCCAUGUAUGAUUCGGACAGCGGCUUCAGCAUGGAUGCCCCUCAGGACUUUGCAUCUGCCGAUAUUGUCCAGCAAAAUGCACUUAUGGCCGGUCUUCUAGGAGAGGAGACAUUCGAGAGCGACAGUCAAUUCUGGCUCUCGCUUCUAGGAGUUGGAGGGAUGGCGCGCCGGUGAUCAAAAAGAGCGGAAUGCUAUAGUCUUGGUUGCAAUGAAAACCCUGUUGUU
Molecule: messenger RNA, 3058 nt
Organism: Tilletiaria anomala UBC 951
Lineage: Eukaryota; Fungi; Basidiomycota; Exobasidiomycetes; Georgefischeriales; Tilletiariaceae
Exons: 2
Coding region: 140-3007 (955 amino acids)
Biological process (GO): DNA-templated transcription; regulation of DNA-templated transcription
Molecular function (GO): zinc ion binding; DNA binding; DNA-binding transcription factor activity, RNA polymerase II-specific
Source: RefSeq, a predicted model, not a curated record